This is a messenger RNA of Carcharodon carcharias (great white shark), 282 nucleotides long. RefSeq names its product histone H3, embryonic-like. Gene Ontology annotation, molecular function: DNA binding; protein heterodimerization activity; structural constituent of chromatin. The record is from RefSeq and is a predicted model, not a curated record. Gene Ontology annotation, cellular component: nucleosome. NCBI's taxonomy places the organism in Eukaryota, Metazoa, Chordata, Chondrichthyes, Lamniformes, Lamnidae. The coding region runs from base 1 to 282 and encodes 93 amino acids. The transcript has a single exon.
AUGCGGCCCAGUCGAAAGGGUGCUCCAGCCACGGGCCGAUUGAAGAAGCCUCAUCGCUACACAGCUGGCAAUGUGGUUCUGAGGGAGAUCCUACGCUACCAGAAAUCCAUCGAGCUGCUCAUCCGCAAAUUGCCCUUGCAUCGCCUGGUGCGGGAGAUCUCUCAGGACUUCAAGGCAGAACUGCGCUUCCACGGAUCGGCCGUCAGAGACCUGCGGGAGGCCAACGAGAAUGACCAGGGGUUGGGCUCAUUGAAGACUUCAAACUGUGCAACAUCCAGGUGA